GUCUGUACCUGACUCCCCCUCCCUCAUCCUCUGUCAUUAUUGCUAUCUGAUCUAGUAUCCCCAAAGACAGCCAGACCGUUCAGAACACGUAGCUAUCGAGACUUCACUUUUACUUUGGCCCGGUGGAAUGCAACUGAAACCCCGCCAACAUGUCAGGCCUCGAGGCUCUCGGCCUGGCCUGCAACAUCUUCCAAGUCAUCAGCUUCGGCCGCGAAACGUCGAGCCUAGUCAAGCGCGUUUACCGAGAUAGCUCCGUCGACGACGCCCUCGAGGCGAAUGCGAAGGACCUCGCUCAACUCGCAUCAUUUGUCCAGGCUCUAGAAACUCCAAAGAACCCGACAAAGCAAGAGCACCAGCUGCUCGAGAUCGCGAAGAAUUGCCAGGCUGUCGCAUGAGACUUGACGGAAGAGAUUGCUUUCGUUGUCGGUCACAAGAAGAAGGGGAGCCUUGCUGGGACUAUCAAAGUGUGUCGGAUUGGAAGUCCAAUUCGACAGCGAGUAAGGGCAGAGCAUUGGCCACCUCGAGGGAGUACAAUUAGACCUCGACUGCCC
Messenger RNA from Colletotrichum phormii, 551 nucleotides. RefSeq lists its product as uncharacterized. Bases 150 to 395 code for a protein of 81 amino acids. The record is from RefSeq and is a predicted model, not a curated record. Lineage: Eukaryota; Fungi; Ascomycota; Sordariomycetes; Glomerellales; Glomerellaceae. The transcript has a single exon.